Molecule: messenger RNA, 3135 nt
Organism: Lathyrus sativus (Indian pea)
Lineage: Eukaryota; Viridiplantae; Streptophyta; Magnoliopsida; Fabales; Fabaceae
Source: the annotation of a GenBank genome assembly
AUGGCGACUCCGAAACCCCAACGAACUCCACAAGAAGUGGAAGACAUCAUCAUCCGAAAAAUCUUCCACGUCACCAUCACCGGAGAAUCCACCACCACUACCGCAACUACCGAUUCGAGAAUCGUUUAUCUUGAACUAACCGCCGCCGAGAUUCUCAGCGAAGGCAAAGACCUUCUCCUCUCUCGCGAGGUUAUGGAGAGAGUCCUAAUCGAUCGUCUCUCCGGCGAUUUCUCUGUUUCCGGUGCUGAAGCUUCCACGUUUCAGUAUCUUGUUGGUUGUUACAACCGCGCACAUGAUGAAGCAAAGAAAAUCGUUAACAUGAAGGAUAAAAAUGUUAGGUCAGAGAUGGAGAAUGUUGUGAAGCAAGCUAAGAAACUAUGUGUUUCAUAUUGCAGGAUCCAUCUCGCGAAUCCUGAGCUUUUUGCGAAUAAGAAUUCGAAUUCUGACACUAGGACAUCUCCGUUGUUGCCGUUGAUUAUAUCGGAGUGUGGCGGGGGAGGUGGAAUGGGGGUUUUUGGUGGUGGAAGUGGUGGAGGAGGAGUGAGGAGUCCUCCAGGGUUUUUGGAUGAGUUUUUUAGGGAUCCUGAUUUUGAAAGUUUGGAUAGGAUUUUGAAAGGGUUGUACGAAGAAUUGAGAGGGAGUGUAAUGAAAGUUUCUGUUCUUGGAAAUUUUCAAGACUCUCUUAGGGCUUUGUUGUUUUUGGUUAGGUUACCUGUUGGUGCAAAGUCUCUUGUCAGUCAUGAGUGGUGGAUUCCCAAAGGUGUUUAUAUGAAUGGUCGGGCUAUUGAAAUGACUAGCAUUUUGGGGCCCUUUUUUCAUAUCAGUGCUAUUCCUGAUCAAACCUUCUUCAAGAGCCAGCCUGAUAUUGGGCAGCAGUGCUUUUCUGAUGCGUCAACUCGGCGACCAUCUGACUUAUUAUCUUCAUAUACCACCAUCAAAACUGUCAUGAAUACCCUAUAUGAUGGUCUAUCUGAAGUGCUCCGCAACCUCCUUAGAAGUACAGAUACGCGUGAAAAUGUACUUGAGUAUCUUGCAGAAGUGAUCAAUUUAAAUGCAUCUAGGGCUCAUAUACAGGUUGACCCAAUUACGUGUGCAAGUUCAGGCAUGUUUGUAAAUCUGAGUGCUGUCAUGCUUCGCCUCUGUGAACCAUUUUUAGAUGCAAAUUUAACAAAAAGGGAUAAAAUUGAUGCUAAAUAUGUUCACCACUCAAACCGGUUGAAGCUAAGUGGGUUGACUGCCCUUCAUGCGUCAUCAGAAGAAGUUGCUGAGUGGCUUACUAGUAAAAACCCAGCAAAGGCAGGGGAAAAUAAUCAAUAUAAUGAUGGUGAGAAACGUCUGCAACAAUCUCAAGAGGCCAGUAGUUCUGGUAGCAAUAAUGCUAGUGAUCUUUCAAAUGAAAACUCUGCGCGCGCAAAAUAUUCAUUUAUAUGUGAAUGCUUCUUUAUGACUGCCAGAGUGCUCAACUUGGGCCUUUUAAAAGCAUUUUCCGACUUCAAACACUUAGUUCAGGAUAUUUCUAGAAGCGAAGAUACUCUAUCUACACUUAAAAACAUGCAGGGGCAGUCAUCCUCUCCUCAAUUGGAAUUAGAUAUAACUCGACUUGAGAAAGAGCUGGAGUUGUAUUCGCAGGAAAAACUUUGUUAUGAAGCUCAGAUAUUGAGGGAUAACACACUUAUUCAGAAUGCACUUUCAUUCUACCGCUUGAUGAUCGUCUGGUUGGUUGGCUUGGUUGGUGGAUUUAAGAUGCCUUUACCAUCAACAUGCCCAAUGGAAUUUUCUGCCAUGCCUGAACAUUUUGUAGAAGAUGCCAUGGAACUUCUAAUAUUUGCUUCCCGGAUUCCAAGGGCCUUGGAUGGAGUAGUGCUGGAUGAGUUUAUGAACUUCAUAAUUAUGUUCAUGGGCAGCCCUGAUUUUAUCAAAAACCCAUAUCUGAGAGCCAAGAUGGUUGAAGUUCUGAACAGCUGGAUGCCUCGUAGGAGUGGCUCAUCUGCUACAGCUACUCUAUUUGAAGGGCACCAACUGUCUCUUGAGUAUCUUGUGAGGAAUCUUCUGAAACUUUAUGUUGACAUUGAGUUCACCGGUUCUCACACGCAGUUCUACGACAAGUUUAACAUCCGUCAUAAUAUUGCCGAACUUCUUGAAUACUUGUGGAAUGUCCCUAGUCAUCGUAAUGCUUGGAGACAGAUUGCUAAAGAGGAGGAAAAGGGUGUCUAUCUCAAUUUCUUAAACUUUCUGAUUAAUGAUAGUAUUUAUCUUCUUGACGAAAGUCUGAACAAAAUUCUUGAGCUAAAAGAGUUGGAGGCUGAAAUGUCAAAUACUGUCGAAUGGGAGCGGCGGCCAGUUCAAGAGAGGCAGGAAAGAACCCGGUUAUUCCACUCUCAAGAAAAUAUUAUUCGGAUAGAUAUGAAGUUGGCAAAUGAAGAUGUCAGUAUGCUUGCAUUUACUUCAGAGCAGAUUACUGCUCCGUUCCUGCUUCCUGAGAUGGUUGAUAGAGUGGCCAGUAUGCUCAAUUACUUUCUGCUGCAAUUGGUGGGUCCCCAAAGAAAAUCACUUAGUCUGAAAGAUCCUGAAAAAUAUGAAUUUCGUCCAAAGCAUUUGCUAAAACAGAUUGUGCAUGUAUAUGUUCAUCUGGCUAGAGGUGACACAAAUUCCAUCUUCCCAUCUGCUAUCUCAAAGGAUGGCCGAUCAUACAAUGAUCAGUUGUUCAGCUCUGCUGCAGACGUCCUUCGGAGGAUUGGCGAGGAUGGAAGAAUUAUACAGGAAUUUAUUCAGCUUGGUGCUAAAGCCAAAAUUGCUGCUUCAGAGGCCAUGGAUGCCGAAGCUACUCUUGGAGAAAUACCAGAUGAAUUCCUGGAUCCAAUCCAAUACACUUUGAUGAAAGAUCCGGUUAUCUUGCCUUCUUCAAGGAUCACAGUUGAUCGUCCUGUCAUCCAGAGGCAUCUUCUCAGCGAUAGUAGUGACCCAUUCAACCGUUCUCAUCUUACCGCCGAUAUGCUGAUUCCUGAUGUUGAACUCAAAGCAAGAAUUGAAGAGUUUAUCAGGUCCCAAGAAAUGAAGAAACACGGUGGUGAAGGCCUAAGCAUAACCAAAGCCACCAUUCAAACCACAGAUAGUGCGGAAAUGUUAAUUGAUUAG